Molecule: messenger RNA, 1860 nt
Organism: Dermacentor albipictus
Lineage: Eukaryota; Metazoa; Arthropoda; Arachnida; Ixodida; Ixodidae
Product: beta-hexosaminidase subunit beta-like
Biological process (GO): carbohydrate metabolic process; ganglioside catabolic process; glycosaminoglycan metabolic process
Cellular component (GO): membrane; lysosome
Molecular function (GO): beta-N-acetylhexosaminidase activity
Source: RefSeq, a predicted model, not a curated record
UUUUUUUCUCGAACGUGUAUGUUUUGAGGCGAAGAAGACGAUGUAAGCACCACGUUCGAUUAAACCUCACGUGCGCCACGUUCUGCCAUCGUCACGUGGUGUCGGCUUGCCAAGAGAGAAGACGGGCGUUUCACUUGCCGAAAAAUCAAGAUGCCACCGCUCACGCUUGGCUCCCUGGUUGGAACAGUCCUGCUGCUGGCCCACGCAGAAGCUUACAUCACUUACUUGGAGGUCCGCCUGCCGCUUCAAGGAAACCGGGCUCCCCGGGGCUCCGUGUGGCCGGAGCCGCAGCUCGUCAUGCCUUCGAAGCUGCAGAGGCACCUGGUGCCGGGUUCGUUUCGUAUCACAACGAACGACGCGGGCACACCACAGUGCGACGUGCUGGCCAAGGCAACGGCCCGCUACGCCAAGCUGCUCUUCUUCAACGCCAUGAAGCAGGAACAGGGGGCAGCGAUGCCGACAGGCAAGCCGCUGGACAGGCUGGACGUCAACGUGUCACUCCUCGCGGAGCAGUACUGCCGCUACCCGCGUUACGGAGACGACGAGAGCUAUAACCUGACUGUACCGGUUGCCGGUGAUGCUUUUCUGAAUGCCACAACUGUUUGGGGAGCAUUGAGAGGUUUGGAAACGUUCAGUCAGCUUUUUUACCAAGAUCCCGACACCAAAGAAUUCCUGGUGAACGUGACGUCACUGCGAGACUACCCGAGGUUCUUCUACAGGGGCCUCCUCGUUGAUUGCGUCACGCGGUUUCUUCCUGUGAAGACGCUCAAAAGAAAUCUGGAUGCCAUGGCUUACAACAAGUUUAACGUCUUUCACUGGUUCCUUGCCGACGGGACCGCCUGGCGCCUCAGAUUGGCGGCAUUCCCGAAUCUCACGACGAUGACGCGACUUCCUAGGCACAUGUACCAGCCCCAGGACGUCGAGGACGUCGUCGAGCACGCCAGGUUGCGCGGCAUUCGCGUCAUCCCGGAGUUCGCCAUCGCCUCACCUCCUAAGCUGCUGAGGGACGCACUUCCAGGCCUGGUGACGCUUUGCCCGCGCAGCGAGGAGCAGCACCGCAAAGUCCCCUACCCGAAGGACUGCGCGUGGGACGUGGUGGAUUUGUGGCACGGCCCAACGUACGAUGCGUACGCCGUCAUCUUCAGGGAGGUCGCGUCUCUCUUCAAGGACGAGUACAUGCACCUCGGAAGCAAGCUGCACCUUACAACGCUCCCGAGCGACGCACAAUCUCAGGCGGCCACAAUGCUACAGCUGUACACGGACAACAUCAUCAACCUCACCCGCAGCCUGGGUUUCAAGACCAUGGUCUGGCACGACCUCAUCAGCAUCGGCAUGAGGGUUCCCCGCGACACCGUCGUGCAGCUGUGUCGCAGGGAGGACGACGUGGACAGCUCGACGAUCCAGCAGCUGGCCAAGGCGGGACACCAGCUGGUCUUCUCCUCCAAGUGGAACCUGAGCGCCUUCAUGUACGGCCCCGACUGGAAAAAUUUCUACAGCUACGACCCCGCGCAACUUGAUGUGCACAGAGAGACAAGAGACAUGGUAAUCGGAGGGGAGGCCACGCUCUGGACCCACAUUGUCGACGCGACGAAUCUCAUACCGAGAGUGUGGCCCCGGGCUUCGGCCAUGGCGGAGCGGUUGUGGAGCAGUGAAUCGAUGACCAAUACUGACGAUGCGGCGUUCCGACUGGACGAGCAGCGAUGCCGCAUGCUCAACCGAGGAAUCCGAGCACAACCAAUACUGAACGGUUACUGCGGCGACCAAGACCUUGACUACAUGGACAAUUACCCUGUUGUCGAGUGACUUCGUUUUGUUUUUACUGUUGCAAUGACCAAAGAUAAAUCAUUGUUUUCUUGCCUA